Penicillium pulvis is the source of this 966-nucleotide messenger RNA. Its product is annotated as VOC family protein. The record is from RefSeq and is a predicted model, not a curated record. The coding region runs from base 1 to 966 and encodes 321 amino acids. Gene Ontology annotation, biological process: L-methylmalonyl-CoA metabolic process. The transcript is spliced from 6 exons. Gene Ontology annotation, molecular function: methylmalonyl-CoA epimerase activity. Gene Ontology annotation, cellular component: mitochondrion. NCBI's taxonomy places the organism in Eukaryota, Fungi, Ascomycota, Eurotiomycetes, Eurotiales, Aspergillaceae.
AUGAAUAGCAAUGAUCAGGCCUCGCGCCGCAUCAAUUUACUCCGCAUCGCGCAUGUCUACUAUACCCACAAGGACAUUCAAAAAGCGAGGCAAUUUUUGGAGGACUUUGGUUUCCAGGAAGAGAAGCGAGUAGGGAAGAAAAUCUACUAUCGCGGCACUGGCCCUGAGCCGUUUGUUUAUUGCCUUACAGAAGGUGACGAGGAUGAGUUUGGAGGCACUGCCUUUGCUGUUGAGUCGGAGGAAGAUCUUGAAUAUGCUUCUCAGACACUGCCUGGGGCCAGCAAGGUCACUGCAUUGACUGAUGCGCCUGGUGGGGGUUACUGUGUGACCUUUAGGGAUCCGGUUGACAACUUCCCGUUCCAUCUUGUCUAUGGACAGGAGUUAUCAAAUGAUGUCAAGAAACUUCCUGAAUUGGACUACAAUAUGCCAACAGAGAAAUAUCGAUCCGUGAACAAUUUCCAGAGAUUUGAAAAAGGGCCUGCACCUGUUCAUAAGAUUGGGCACUUCGGCAUGUGUGUGACAAAUUUUGCAAAGGCCUUUGACUUCUAUACCACGCGGUUUAACUUCAAGCCCAGCGACCUGGUCUACGACGAAACUGGGCGCGAUAUCACCACAUUCCUCCAUCUUGACCGUGGAUCAGAGAAAGUGGACCACCACUGCUUCUUCUUCUUCGAAGGUCCCAAGUCUCACGUUCAUCACUCUUCCUUUGAGACGCACGAUUUUGACACCCAAAAGUUGGGACAUGACUGGCUUCGUCACAAAGGCUAUGAGAAUUGCUGGGGCGUGGGCAGACACGUCAUGGGCUCGCAGAUUUUCGAUUAUUGGUUUGAUCCCUCGCGGUUUAUUCUCGAGCACUACGUGGAUGGCGAUUUAGUGAAUGAUGAGUACCCAACAAAUCGGUCACUGGCGUCUCCCGACUCUUUGCAUGUUUGGGGUCCCGACUUACCACCAACAUUCUUGCUGUGA